Molecule: messenger RNA, 2422 nt
Organism: Anguilla rostrata (American eel)
Lineage: Eukaryota; Metazoa; Chordata; Actinopteri; Anguilliformes; Anguillidae
Gene: p2rx3a
Product: purinergic receptor P2X, ligand-gated ion channel, 3a
Exons: 12
Coding region: 701-1915 (404 amino acids)
Biological process (GO): response to ATP; calcium ion transmembrane transport
Cellular component (GO): plasma membrane; nuclear inner membrane
Molecular function (GO): ATP binding; extracellularly ATP-gated monoatomic cation channel activity; purinergic nucleotide receptor activity
Source: RefSeq, a predicted model, not a curated record
UAUUUUUAUUUUAUUUUUGAUAAGCUGUACUGCUCCUGGCUGUGAGUGCUCCUACCAUGGCUUCUCUGCGCCCCGGUUCACGCAAGUACUCUUGUUGACUGCACUAAUAUUUUCCAUGUUGUGAGUCACUUUGGAUGAGAGUGUCUGCCAAGUGACAGUGUCAUAUGUCUCGUCAUGUAAUGUCAUGUAAUGCAGUGGAAAUGAUGAACUCCUGUUGCCCUGUCCAGCCCCUUCCCCCAAUCCCUUGCAGCCCCAGAGAUAUGUGUACAGGAAGAAGGGGGAAGUCAUCCUGAUAAGGAGAUACAGAGAUAGAAAACUCUAGGGAAAAGGAGGGGGAAAUUGAGAUGAUUCAUGAGAGAUAGAGAGAUGUAGAGAUUGGUAGAGUGGGAAUUGUGGUGAGAAGGAGAGAGCUAGGAAGUGAGGGGAGGGACUAGUAAUAGAGGUAAUGUGUGUGUGAGAGAGAGAGAUAGAGAGAGAGGGAAGGAGGGAGAGAAUGUGCGUCAACAGGUGAAAAGACAAAACGGCUGUGGAGCACCAACCGUUUCCAAAGUUUUCCUUUAACCGUCUACAGAGGAGUAGGGAGCUACAGACAAAAAAACACCCAGACCAAAAAUUUCACAUUCACAGGCACACACUCGCACAUGCACCAAGAGAGACAGGCAACACGCACACAGUCACUUAGUACAGAGUUCUUGUAAAGAUGAUUGGUUGUGUUCGAGAUUUCUUCACUUACGAAACCACCAAGUCUGUGGUAGUGAAGAGCUCAACCAUUGGCAUCUUCAACCGCGUCGUUCAGCUGCUUAUCAUAGCCUACUUUGUGGGGUGGGUCUUUCUGCAUGAGAAGGCCUAUCAGGUGCGAGACACGUCCAUCGAGUCCACGGUCAUCACCAAGGUGAAGGGCUUGGGUCUGUAUAACAACAGAGUCAUGGAUGUAGCGGAUUAUGUCACCCCUGCUCAGGGUGCCUCUAUGUUCUGCAUAAUCACCAAACUCAUCAGCACAGAAGACCAGAUUCAGAGCAACUGUGCAGAGAGUGAGGUUAAGAAAGCCAAAUGUACCAACAACAGCAACUGCACGGAAGGUGCAUCCGCACCUAACGGUAUAAUGACUGGCAGAUGUGUGGACUUUGACAACUCCUCAAAGACCUGUGAGAUUCGAGGCUGGUGUCCUGCUGAGAUUGACAGCUUAAAGAUUGAGCCCAUGAUGGAGGUGGAGAACUUCACCAUCUUUAUUAAGAACAGCAUUCGCUUCCCCCUCUUCAACUUUACCAAGGGCACCCUGCUGCCCAGCAUCACAGUAGAUGAAAUAAAGAACUGCAACUUUAACAUGAGCAACAUCUACUGCCCCAUCUUCAGGGUGGGGGACAUCCUCAGCUUCGCCCAUCAGGAUUUCUACAGCAUCGCCAACGAGGGGGGUGUGAUCGGUGUAAAGAUUAACUGGGUCUGUGAUUUGGACAGAUCAGCAGAGGAAUGCAAGCCUGCUUUUUCCUUCACCCGCCUGGAUGCUGUCUCCCGGAGCAACACAGUGUCAAAAGGGUACAACUUCAGGUUUGCCAAGUACUAUAAAUCACAGAACGGGACAGAAUACCGCACACUCAUCAAGGCAUUCGGCAUCAGAUUUGAUAUAAUAGUCUCUGGCACAGCACGGAAGUUCAGUGUGAUACCAACUCUCAUCAAUGUUGUGGCUGCCUUCACCACCAUUGGAGUGGGUACGGUCCUUUGUGACAUCAUCCUUCUCAACUUCCUGAAGGGCGGUGACAAAUACAAGGCUAUUAAAUUCGAAGAGGUCUCAGAGGUUACAGACUCUCUCUCCAACAGCAACGAGCUCUAUCAGGGAAGUUCCACCCAGCUGUCAGUCCAGCAGUUAGGGAAACACUCUGAGGACUCAGGGGCUUACUCCAUUGGACAGCAUGGCUGAUAGACAGUAGCUCCCAGCCAAUGGGAAAAGUCAGAGCUGCGGAACAGGGUUGGGUGUAUCCAAUCCCAUAAGUUCCUACGAUUGCACUCUUUUGCAUGGCCAUGCCUGCGUUCACAAAUAAUCAACAGACUAAACUCUCAACCUCUGACCCGUCAUCAAAAAAUGCUAUUCGAAACCUGCCUUUCACUUGGUUUUACUUUCAUCUUAUGAUUGUAUUUAUUUUAUGAUCUGUAACUUCUAUGUGUAUCUGUAAGUGCCACCCUGUUGGGUGUUGCACAAAGAAACACUUCUGAAUGAGACACACAUUUCUCCCCCCUCUCUACAUCUGUGUACAUAGUUUAUUUUGUUUUUUUCCUCACACUUUGAAUUUGGCUGUCAAUACUGUGCAGAUGAUAACAUGUAAUGGCACUGAGUGAGAUGGUCAUAUGAAAUUUGUGCUUUGAACCCAGGGCAUGUUAAUGUGCCUUGGUGACUAAGAAAGUGUAAAUAAACUGCUUCAUAUCUCAA